Molecule: messenger RNA, 927 nt
Organism: Glarea lozoyensis ATCC 20868
Lineage: Eukaryota; Fungi; Ascomycota; Leotiomycetes; Helotiales; Helotiaceae
Exons: 1
Coding region: 1-927 (308 amino acids)
Molecular function (GO): oxidoreductase activity
Source: RefSeq, a predicted model, not a curated record
AUGACAACCGCAGCACCAAUACAAGCCACAUUGGCCCACAAUCUCUCUCAAUCCGCCCGAACAGAGGCCAACGCCAAAGAAACCACAUCCUCAAGCUACAUCCCCAGAGGCGACACAACCGUCACUCUAAACUACUUCCGUCCACCAGAAGACGGAUCCAUCCCCUUCAACUACGUGGAAGACCCUCCAGCAGGUGAACCGCAACGCAACUUCGGCGACUUCGACAUCCGCGUCCCCAUCAAAGACAUCCGGGGCCAUGAAGACGAAUACACCCUCGACCGAGACGCCUUCAAAGUAGUCUCGCACCUCGCUGCCUCGGCCGAAAAGGAAUUUGCAAACGACGACUCAAUCAAGAAGAACUACUACCCAGAAGUCGAACAACUGAUCCUAGACCACGUCCCCGGCAGCAACAGAGUCGUCAUCUUCGACCACACAAUCCGUCGCUCCACCCCCAACGCCCCCCGCGGUCCCGUAUCCCGCGUGCACAUCGACCAAACCCUCAAAUCCGCCACCCAGCGCGUCCAUCAACACGUCCCCUCCGACGCGGAAACCCUCUUGAAAGGCCGCUACCGCAUCAUCAAUAUCUGGCGUCCCCUCAACGGCCCCGUGCAAUCCAACCCCCUAGGCUUCGCCUCCUCGUCCUCGCUCAAAGACGAGGAUCUCAUCCCGGUGGAACAUAGGUAUCCGGAGCGUACGGGGGAGACGGCGGGGAUUCGGUAUAAUGAGGGCCAGAAAUGGCAUUAUUUGAGUGGCAUGCGGAAUGAUGAGAGGUUGUUUUUGGAGUGUUUUGAUAGUGAGGGGGGGAAGGAGGGGAGUGGGGUGUUAGGGGGACGGGUGCCGCAUACGGCGUUUAGGGACGAGAGGACGCCGGAGGGGGCGGUGGGACGGGAUAGUAUUGAGGUUCGGGCGUUGGUUUUUGGACCAUGA